Molecule: messenger RNA, 4876 nt
Organism: Biomphalaria glabrata
Lineage: Eukaryota; Metazoa; Mollusca; Gastropoda; Planorbidae
Product: wnt inhibitory factor 1-like
Exons: 13
Coding region: 1010-2380 (456 amino acids)
Biological process (GO): anatomical structure development
Cellular component (GO): extracellular region; cell surface
Molecular function (GO): signaling receptor binding
Source: RefSeq, a predicted model, not a curated record
GCGCUCGCGAUGUUUCGUCCGGGCGAAACUCGCGCUAUAGUAGACCGAAUGGAAGAAGGGGAAAUCACUCUCUUCAUUUUUUCCCCCUCGUCUGCUCGUAGUAUUUUAUUAUUAUUAUUAUUAUUUUUGACUGCUUCUUUGGUCUGGCACUAUUGAUGAGUCUGGAUAUUCCAUUCGUUGUUUUUUUUUUUAAAUAUUUAAUUUCGUGGAUUAAAAGACGACCACUGGAAGUAUACCACGCGAUUACUGCCCUUAUAGAAAGUGUCCUACAUAAGGUUGAAGAACUCACUCUUCGUGCGAGCAUAACAAUCAAAGAAGACCAAAGAAAAAAGAUACAAAACAGAAUUUUGUGUUUAAUUUCAAUAUAGUCUAGAAGGAAAUAAGAUAUCUCAUUCCCCAGAGCAGAUGCUUGUUUUCAGAGGCGUGUGACAGGUAGAGAGAAAAAGGCAUAGCCAAACACAAAGAGAUUUAUUCUCUUCGCUGGACAGAAACUCUGCGUUUGAUGUUUCCGCCACUCUGGUAGAUAACAUCUAUGUUUAUUCUUUAAGCAUUGUUCAUCGGAGAUAGCUCUGCGGGUUUCGAGACUACGGUUCAAAGGUGAAAGUCUUAAGAUUAAUGGAUUCCACUAUCUAACAUGGAUUCUUUGUGCUGGAGCAGGAAACAAAUGAAAUGGUCAGAGUCCUGUCAAUUGUGUUUCUAUAAAAACAAAUUCGCGGAUUUAACAUAAUAAAAUAUUAACAAGGGCCCUAUUCAAAAUUGGGGUUAGGACGUGACGUUUGAUGGUGACUUCCCUUUUUUAAUCCUCUUCAACAUCACGGCGUCCCUAGCAACGCAAGCAUUUUGGGAACAAGGCUAUUUCGGCAACAUAGGUCGAAAACAGUUCUUCCUCUUCACCAAGCCUGCGAUUUUCAAGUCGCGUGGAACCCAGGCGCUCCUACUGUGCGUCUCCUUCCUGACUCUGUUGGUAUGGGGCACCACCCGCAGGUGCUCCACCGGUGUUGACAGUGUCAUGCGGCGCCCGGUGACGCCCAUGUCCUUCUGUGUCCUAGUGUUGAUCUGCUGGACUCUGACGUCGCCGCCCGCGCUUGUCAUGGCCAGGCGGCACCUGUCGCAGUCUCAGUCGCAGUCACAGCUGGCCUUGUGGAUAGAUGAGAGGCAGGUCAAAGCCAUUUACGGCAUGGAGAUACUGAUACCCAUCAUCCAGGACGGUAAAGUGUCCCCCUACUUAAACAAUGCCAUCUUAACCGACCAGUUUAUCAUCCCUGCAGAGGUGGAUACGGUCAACCUGACCUGGCAAGCCGGUCAAGAAAGUUAUACCUACGUCUUCGAUAACUUCACCUCACUGGACCAGCAUCUUCUGUACCAGCCUCUCCUGGGGAUCCCCGCCCGAGGGUACAUCCCUCGCCCCGCCACAGUAUUUCAGAUCACAAUUCCAUGCAAAGGUAAAGAUAUGGGCGUGGCCUCCCUCCUGCUCGGUUUAACCAUCUUCGACCAAUGGAAGAGACCGCUGAAAGGUACGCCCAUAGAUCUUCGUCUGAAGAAACAGUGUGUUGCCUUUGUGACCAGCUCUCUCUGUCGGCCCGGAUGUCGUAAUGGUGGCACGUGCAACUCCCAUGGUGUGUGUGAAUGUCCACAGGGGUAUAAAGGCACUCUCUGUGAUAUAGAUCUAACAUGGAGUCUCAACAUGGCGUCUCAACAUCCGAGCACAGCAAUGUGCACUCCAGCUUGUCAGAACAAUGGCACGUGCAUCUCCCCUGCCACCUGCGCAUGUCCGCCAGGUUAUCUAGGGGACUAUUGUGAAAAAGCUGUUUGUGGGCGAACGUGUCAAAAUGGCGGACACUGUCUCCAGGAAGGGUACUGUUGGUGUGCAGUUGGUUUCUAUGGAGACGCAUGUGAAUAUAAUUUGUGUAACCCAUUGUGUCAGAAUGGUGCUACUUGUAUAGGAACAAACCAGUGCCAAUGUCCACCUCAUUACUCUGGUCCACUUUGUGAACUGAAAGAUGAGCCUGAUAGACCCAAGCGAAGUAAAGACAACAAAAACAACAAAAAAGUAGUGAAAAAGAAACAGUCUGAUCAAGGCUUAGAUGUAAAACUGCGUAAAGCUGAGAAGAGGUUACUUAAAAUAAUAUUCCGCCGCAAGGACAAGUGGGAGAUGAAGCCAUCUGAGAACAUCACCCUCAACAGAAUGCACAACAGAACUGAAACCGGAAGCCUCAAGCUUGAUGAAAGACGUUUCCUUAUCAAGUUCCUGACCCGGGAGAGGAAACAUUUGACCAGCAAGGAUAAAACAAAGCUUAAACGAUUCAAAAAUUUAAUUCGCAAAUCCAAAAGCCGUCAGAAUCAGAAAAGUCCAAGAAGCAGACGAGUUUUUGAUGACUGAGCCCCUUAGGGUGGUGAUUUUAUUACAUAGAUUUAAUUAAAAGAAAAAUACAAGACUUAGGGAAAUAUAAUUUUUUGUUGUUAUUGUUGUAUAUGUUCUAUUUAUGACACAGUUUGGCAUUUUUCAUGUGUUUUCAGAUGGAUUCAUCCAAUAUUUAUGUCUGUUUUGGAAAUGAUUAGAAAUCCAGCCACUUUGAAACAUGAAAUCUGUGAAUUGUUUCUUUUUUAACACAAGUUGUAUAUAUUAUAUAAAUUGCAUUACAAAUUUUCAAUAACUAAUAAUAUCUGCUUGAAGAUAUUUCUAUUCACAUGAUCAAUUUUAAGAUCAUUUAAAUUCACAAGUAAUUUAUUGAAUGCAUAGCAAUUAUUACAGGGCUCUAGAGAUCUAGUCUAUCCUGUCUCUUUCAAUUCCUAACUUUAGAACCCCUGAAAAGACAUAUUGCCUGUGCAGCCCAAGGCUUAGAACCACCAUAGUGAUUCUAUUGUCCCAAAAAUUGUAUUCAACCAAUUUGGCUUCAAUACACCCCUGGUGCAAUGAAUAUGCUAGAAAAUAUUAUUUUUGGUUUAACAUGCUUAUAGAAAACAAUGCAUCUAAUUUCAAUUUUUGAACUUAAAUUCUGGCUUGUACCUGGCCAUCAUAUUUGGACAUGGCUAUCACAUGUUUUCCUAUAGUGGCCAAUUUUUAUGGUCAUAUCUCGGCCUUGCGAUAGUAGCAAUCUGGCCUUUUAUCUCAGGACAAUGAAGAGUUAUUUUAAAACUAUUUUGAUUUUUUUUCUUUUGCUGGAACAAAUGUGUGCUUCCAAUUCAGUUUGUAGGACUUGUACAUGAUUCUGGUCCAAAUAUUGUCUAGUCUAUUAUAUACACAAACAAUGUGUUUUUACUUAUAUUAAAUAUAAUAAUUCAGUUACUGUCAUUGUUUUGUUCUGUAUCAGUGUAGAUAUUAUAUGAUGUUUAUGAGAUGUGGAAGUGUUAAGUUCCAUUGCUUAGAUCAUUCUAGUGGUCUAAAUUUAAAUGUUAAGUGGACUAGACAUUGACUAGACUGUAUGUGGUCUAAAUGCUAACUGGUCUAGAUGUCAAGAAAAUGUACAUAUUAUUAUAUAUAUAUAUCACAAUAAUUAAUACUAAAUAUUGCCUCCACACUCCAUCUGAAGACAACAUUAGAACCUUUGAGUUUUUGUCAACAAUACUAUAGAUUAAGUUUUACAAUAGUUGUCUAAUGCAACAACUAGAUAUUGCAUUCUUGUUUUAGUAUCUCAUUUAGCUGGAGUCAUUGUAGUCUUUAAAAGUAGAUUUUCUUAAAGGAUAAGGUGUUGUGGACUGUCGUUGACUUGUAGCACCAAACUACUGGUAGACAGCUAAACUGCUGUAGGCAUAAUAUAUUAACUUAUAAAAAUUUAAAUAACUUGAAAAGCAUCUUUGUAAACAAUACUACAUAUAACUUUUAUUACAAUAUAAACAAAUUCAAUUUGAGAUAAAAUGAAAUCAAUGUAGUGGACUUUAGUAAUGAUAUGGUAUUCUGAACAUCUAACUCACUACAAAAAAAAUCUUUUUAGAUGGGCAUUCUGGAGUCGUCUGUUGUACAUAAGACCACUGAUGACAAUACCCUUUAUCUUGUGCAUCAUGCACACUGCAUAGCCAACCUCUUUCCACUCUCACACUCACACACCAAAGCAUAGGGAUAUCUUAAAAGUUACAUUUCUGUAAUUUCCACAAAUUACAAAAUAAGUGUCAAGUGAUUAAUUAACAAGCAAUAAUUUAUCGGACUCCUGGGUUAUUUAUACUGGAAUCAAUAUCGUUCGACACUAGUUUAAUAAAUGCAUUUCAAUAAGUCUUUAUUUCAAACAGUUUUUACAGCAAGGUACAAUGAUGCUGUAUUUACUUUAUUGUUCUUUUGAUAAAUUAUUUCUCCAUGCUGUUGCCUAUGUGUUCUAUAUUGUGAUUGUAAAUUCCUUGUGGUAUCUUUAUGUUCAUUCAAUAUGUUUAUUGUGGAAGCGUAUUUUUAUCUUAUUUGUGAAGGUCAAAGGUUUAAAAAUAUGAAUUCUUAUUACCACUUCUUUUUAUAUUUUAUUUAUUACAAUGUUGUUUUUUUUUUGUUUUGUUGUGUUUUUAUUAUUUUUAAAAGAAAUAAAAAAAAAUUAAUGUUCACUGGAUAUAAAUAUUUGUUACAGUUUUUUUUUUCCCUUCUUGUUUCUAUUUAGCCUUUCUUUUUCUGUAUUUAUAUAAGAUCACAAGUAACAAAAUAUUCUAUAAAUGGUUACUUCUGUUUACUUAACAUAAACACCAUACAUUUAGUGGGGGGGUAAAAAUCCACAUUGUAAGAGCGGGAAGAAAUCUUCAUGAAAGUCAAGCUUCCAGAAGAAAUAGUGACAACAAGUUCAUUGUGGCUGGUGUCUCCUUAGCCAAUCCUAAGCUUGCUUUAAUUAUAUAAUAUUUAAGGGACGUAACUGAUGUAUGUACAUUAAAUUUAAAAAAAAACAUUAGAUUGUCUCCCUUUACA